AUGCAUAACAUUAAUAGAUUGCAUCAAAUGAAUACAAAAUGCUUUCUUUUUGAAUUAGAGAAGUUUAUAAUAACUUUAAAUGUGGAGAAAACAAUCUUAAAGAAAGUUAAAGAUGUUCUUAUAAAAGCGGAUAUUACAUUUGCAAUGUUUUUAACAGGAGUAAAAUUAUACAAAGAAGUAAUAAAGAAAAGACGAGAAUUUAUUAAGAAGUAUGAUCUAACUAGAAUUGGUUUGAAAGAAUUUAAUGAUAAAAGACCUGAAAUUAUUACAAAUAGAAUUGUGACAGAUUAUUCAUAUGAGGAAGAUAAAAUUGUUUUUUACACUGAUAAUAUUUCUGAAAUAAAGUUAGUAAAGAAAUUAUUAAAUGAUGAAUACCUGAUUAUAAUAACAUGCUUUAUGAUGUCAUGUAAAAUAUAUCAUGAUUUAGGAUUCACUAAUGAAUGUUGGCAGAAUGUCUCAAAAAUUAACUGUAUUGAUCUUAAUAUAACAGAAAUAUUAAUUUUUGAAUUAGUAAAUCAUAAUCUCUAUAUACCCGGAGAAGAGUCUAUUUUUAAUGAAAUAAUUGAUGUUUUAAAUGUUAAAGAAACUUCAUUUACGAAGUUUAAAAAAGGAUUUAAAAGUAUGUUUUGUUUUAAUUAA
Molecule: messenger RNA, 639 nt
Organism: Hepatospora eriocheir
Lineage: Eukaryota; Fungi; Microsporidia; Hepatosporidae
Source: the annotation of a GenBank genome assembly